Molecule: messenger RNA, 600 nt
Organism: Anisakis simplex (herring worm)
Lineage: Eukaryota; Metazoa; Nematoda; Chromadorea; Rhabditida; Anisakidae
Source: the annotation of a GenBank genome assembly
AUGGCACCGCCAACAAUAUAUGGAGAACCAAAAAUCACACACGAUGAAAAAUCGGGCAGUGUUUAUUUGGACGUUAUUGUAACGGGUGCGGAUGCGGCCAAAACGAAGUGGUUCUUGGGUGAUCGUGAACUGGAAGCAACUGAAACAUAUAAAUUCUCAUCGAGUGACGAGGGUGGUAAACGAACAAAACUGAGAUGUGAAAUAGUGAAAUUCGAUAAGCCUUUAGCCGGAGAAUAUAAGGCCAAAUUCUACAGUGCGGAUGGUGAAAAUAGUGCAACUUUCACUGUACAAGCGGGAAAUGCUCCCGAAUUUCACGAUAAGCCGCAUAUAGUUCAGCGUGAAGGUGGAAAUGUGAUCGUCAUUAAAGUGCGUGCCAAGUCGCAUUUGGAAAUGAAAGCUGAGUGGUUCAAGGAUGAUAAGCCAGUCAAAUUUACCGACAGAGUCAAGGCGGUCGUGAAAAAAGACGAUAAGGACAAAGAAGGUUUCCAGUAUACACUCGAGAUAACUGGCCCGCAGAAGGAUGAUGAGGGCAAAUAUAAAUGCGUAGUGAAGAAUGCUGAGGGUCAAAACGAACAGUCACUCAAUUUGUGUUUUGAUUAA